Messenger RNA from Cryptomeria japonica (Japanese cedar), 639 nucleotides. RefSeq names its product protein ULTRAPETALA 1-like. The coding region runs from base 1 to 639 and encodes 212 amino acids. The record is from RefSeq and is a predicted model, not a curated record. The transcript has 2 exons. NCBI's taxonomy places the organism in Eukaryota, Viridiplantae, Streptophyta, Pinopsida, Cupressales, Cupressaceae. Gene Ontology annotation, cellular component: cytosol; nucleus.
AUGGAAGAAGCAAGAGUUUACAGCAUCAAUACUGAUGAUGAGUUUUUUACAUGCGAAGAUCUCAAGGGUCUGCUUGGGUGGAACCUGGGAAGUGAUUUUGUUGAGAUUACCUGUGGUUGCACCAGUACUUUAGGUUUUGGAGACUUUGUGGGCUCACUCAGGAUUACCCAACAAGGAGAUUUAAGUGUGGUGUGUAACUGUUUUCCAGGGGCAUGCAAGAAAGGUCCCAUGGCACCCAUGAUUUUCCAAAAGCAUGCCCGAAACAAUCGCAGGAAAUGGAAGGAUUCAAUUUGGGUUACCAUGAGUGAUAAAUCCGGCUACACCAAGAAAGUGCCCCUUUCCAAUACAGUCCUGCUCCGUUAUUACAGACCCAAAGGCAGCAAUGGCAUUCACCGUUUUAAUUUUCACCGUGACGAAUUUAUUCGUUGCACAGGCUGUGGAAAAGAGCGGAGGUUCAAGAUCCGGAAUGGAGAUGAAUACCGUGUUUACUGCUACGCUGUGAAGAACCCUAAUUGGGUGUGUGCAGAUUUUGUUCAGAGUGAAUUGAAUUGUGAGAUGGAAGAGGAAAGGGCGAGCCGCAAGGGCAUUUCAGGUUAUAAAGCCAUUUUUAUAAACACUCACGAGGAAUCAAAUCAGUAA